AUGCCAAGUCCCAGUCAUCCACGCGCGGCUUUCGAGCCCAUUUCCCCAGACCUCGACCUUACGGCGCUGGUUGAAUCCACACCAAACUUCGAAUACGUUGUCAGAAUUCAUUGCGAUGCGAUCGCCGAACAGGGAAUUGAGGAUUUCGAAAAAUUGGUUCUUCUACAUGUCAUCCUGGGGGGAAAGCCGUUGGUCAUUGAAGGAUACCAGGAUAGGCUUCAGAAAUGGAUUUUUGGGCUCCAGUGGUUAAAAGACAAUCAUGGCACCAAAGUUGAGAAUGGGAGAAACCUGACCACCAAAACGAACAUACCCCUUUCGAUAAACCACUACCUGAAAAACAUGGCGAUGCUCACGAACCAAUGGAAUGCGACAAACUACAAGGAUACCAUGCGCCAACGAAUUUAUCUGAAGGAUAUCGAUUGCCCCCCUGUGUGGCAUGAUAAGCUGAAAGAUUUGCUUCCUCCGUUUCUAUACUACUUCAACGAACGCACGAGCGAUAAAGCGAGCAAAGCUGGGGAUUUGAUGAGCAGCUUGUCCCGUGAAAUGAGAGCUGACAAUAUGAUGUGCUAUAUUGGCCAUGAGGGCACCUACACCCCCGCGCAUCGCGAAAUGUGUGCAACUCUCGGUCAUAAUAUCAUGGUGGAAACUUCCACUGGCUCAGUGGAGGAUGGUCAGCCUACUAAGCCUGGUUCUUCAAUUUGGUUCAUGACGGAAACCAAGGAUCGACACUUGGUGUCUGAAUAUUGGCUUUCGACACUCGGUCAUGAUAUAGAGAUUGAAAACCACUUUGCUCAGAUAAAUGCUUGGAAAGCUGCACCAUUCAAAACCUACAUUGUUGAGCAAAGGGUGGGUGAUUUUAUUCUAAUUCCUCCUCUUGCCCCGCAUCAAGUUUGGAAUAGGGGAACCCGGACCAUGAAAGUCGCCUGGAACAGAACUACUGUGGAGACCUUGGAAAUGGCAAUAAACGAGGCUCUUCCAAAAGCAAGAAUGGUUUGUCGCGAUGAGCAGUAUAAAAACAAGGCAAUUAUUUAUUUUUCAUUGCUAAAAUAUUCUGUGCUUCUUAAUAACAGUGACGGAUAUUUCAAUCACCACAUCCGCCAACUCCAGAAGGAUUUCCGGCGUUUGUUUUCACUUUACACUAGAAUUCUCCUGUCGGAAAGCUUUUCAAGGGAUGUGUCAGAGCCCAAGAAUGUGGAAUACCUCCCCUUCGCCAGUAAUGUCACAUGCUCCUAUUGCAGAUGCAACAUCUUCAAUCGAUUUUUGACCUGCCCUUCAUGCGUUGGAAAGCUUCCUGAUGGCGAUGAUGACACCUAUGAUAUUUGUAUGGAAUGCUAUUCCAUUGGCAGAAGUUGUGCUUGCAUCUCCAGGCUUCAAUGGGUUGAGCAGUUCCGAUGGAAAGACCUCGUGCGAAAUUAUGAGACCUGGAGGAGUCAAAUUCUUAAGUUUGAUAAACAUAGUGAUCCAUCCCAGCUUCCUCAGACACUUUCUAUCGAGCAAGAAAAUAUGGGUAAAAAGACACUUGCUGAGAUUUGCCAAGAUGAACUUAAACGAAGGCCAUGGACGGAUAUUACCAAGCCGUACGUCCGUGAAGAGGAAGAACAGGAAGAAGCUGAAAUUAAUGAUGGGCAUGUUCGGAAGCGGCGCAAGAUUCGAAGGUCUGAAAAAUGGAAAAAGGAGCAUAAAAGCUGCCACAUCUGCAAAACCCCUGAGGCGCACUGGAAAGUUGCGUCCUGUUCCAAGUGUGGAUUGGGCUACUGCUAUGGUAGCCUUUUUAGAGCUUUUGAGAUUUGCCCCCGAAAUGUCAUGGAGAAUCCAAACUGGAUAUGCCCAAAAUGUCUCAAGAUCUGCUCUUGCGGUGCAUGUCGCCGUGAUCCCACGAUGAAGCCUUUUGAGCCUUCAGGAACCUUACUUGGUCAUGACACUCGGAAAAUUGCUGAUCCAAGAAGCGUUGAAUGCCUUGUUGACUUCAGUCAAUCAAACUUGACCUGGUUGAAAAAGGCGGGUGAUCGCCCACGGUGGUUCAAGAAAAGAUUGGAUGAAGCCGAAACUGCGAAGCCUAAUGAUGUGGCACUGGACGAGCAACAUUACGUGGACCCCGUUGAAGCAGGGAUUCUUAGAUUGGCUAGACAUGAAAACAUCCCAGUGGACCCUGCUCUGGUGAGCAACUUCAUUGAGUCUUCAGGGUCACUCCCUGUUGAUCCAGCUAUGAUGUCGGGAGAGGGUGCGGUCGCUCACACCCACCCUCAAUUCGCUAUGCCUGACAAUGCAUUGUUUCAAGAAGAUAUGUCUGAUCGCUAUGAAGCGACAGAGGCUAUAACUUUUGAAUAUCCAGAUCCAGAUGUCACAUCUCCCGAGGCAUUACAAACCCAGGGAGUCACGGCUAUGGCAAGCACCAACGGUCAAGGCAAUGGAACAGCCCAACAGCUAGAUCCGAAUGUUUACCCAGGGUUUGGUACAGAUGACAAAGUGGACCCCACCAAUGAUACAAUCGUACAAUCGGACAUGGCGUCCGCCAAUUCAAUUAAAGUUACCAAUCGAGUCGUCCAUGACAAGAUUGGUUCUGCCAGCGAUGAUGAGGAUUUCAUACUACGAAAGCAGAGCCAUCGCAAGCAAUCAGGGGGCAGACCAAAGGGAAAGUCUGGUAGGAAACGAGCAAGCCAUAGGAUUUCAUAUGCGAAACUCAGCUCGAGCGAAGAGGAUGUGCCGUCGGCAGAGCCCGAGAAACAGAGCUCCGUUGAGGUAAGACGAACCCGGAGACUUACCCGUCGAGUGUCUUCAAGGCGAGGUCAUGAAUCACCACCACCCGCUACGGAUUCCUCGGUUGAGGUGAUACCACCGCAACCAAAACCUGAACCAGAGGUUGAACCCGAACCCGAACCCGAACGAAGCCAUCUUUCGAAAAGUUACUCUCAUACUGCCGUUGAAGAGCCUUCAAGACAACCAAAGCCAUUGCCAACUACCGCCAGGCGCGGCAAUAAGUCCCCCGCUGCACUUGCUACCUCCACUCAACCCAUACCCAAACCACCAGCUGCGCAGCCCGAAACCCAGCCACGACCUAUGACCGAGGCGGAAAUAAAUCGCCAAGCAAAGAUGAUGGCUAUGCGCUGGGCUGAGGGGCAUAAUAGUGAUGGUUAUGUUAGUGAUGGAUGGAGUUAA
Messenger RNA from Paracoccidioides brasiliensis Pb18, 3156 nucleotides. RefSeq lists its product as uncharacterized. The coding region runs from base 1 to 3156 and encodes 1051 amino acids. The transcript has 2 exons. The record is from RefSeq and is a predicted model, not a curated record.